CCAGUGCGUAUGCGCCCACGCAGCACGCGAAGAAGCGGGCAGCACUCUAUCGAGUGAAGCUUGUAGCACUUCAGCUCACCAACGCCCCCAUAUGGCCGUUUGCACAGCGCUUGAUGGAGAUAAAGUACCAGCAAGGUUAGUGACCUUUCCCAGAGUUUCUCAUGUGUCGCAUCACGGCUCUCUUCUACAAAUCGAUUCGCGGCCCAGCUUCCUUCUUGUCUCUACUUCCAAGGCACUCGCUCGCGCAAAGGGCACUUAGCAUUCAUGUCUCUCACGAGCGUAACGUUUCUCUCACUGUGCAAGAGGUUGGGAUACUUCAGGUUGGCUCCGGGAUCUGCCCCGGCUUUUGCAUUACCGGUGCAGACCUCACAGACGUUUUCGACGCCAAUACGGACUACGGAAGAUUUGUUUGCUGCAUCGGGGAGACGGCUUGUGGAGGCUCUGCAUUGCCGCCUGAGAGGCGCCGCUCCAACGUUGGAUGAGCAGGACAUGCCAUACCAAAUCUCGACAUGAUAACCGUUGAACUCGGUUACCAAUGAUCAUCACUAGCUGUACUGCGCCGGCUUGUCGCGGGAGUCAUAGGUGUGCUGCAGACGCACUCAACCGUCAAGCUAUUUCAAGCUCCCCACAGGCGGGUGGUAACCAGAUUAUAGCUCUUCAGCGAUGCAUGUCGUCGAGCCUGGGUGAGCUCAUGGUGGGCAGCCGUAAGCUACUGCAAG
Messenger RNA from Dothidotthia symphoricarpi CBS 119687, 719 nucleotides. RefSeq lists its product as uncharacterized. Bases 162 to 482 code for a protein of 106 amino acids. The transcript has 2 exons. The record is from RefSeq and is a predicted model, not a curated record. NCBI's taxonomy places the organism in Eukaryota, Fungi, Ascomycota, Dothideomycetes, Pleosporales, Dothidotthiaceae.